This is a messenger RNA of Mugil cephalus (flathead mullet), 2981 nucleotides long. It is a transcript of the gene slc26a6.1, whose product is annotated as prestin. Gene Ontology annotation, cellular component: membrane. The record is from RefSeq and is a predicted model, not a curated record. The transcript is spliced from 18 exons. Bases 195 to 2207 code for a protein of 670 amino acids. NCBI's taxonomy places the organism in Eukaryota, Metazoa, Chordata, Actinopteri, Mugiliformes, Mugilidae. Gene Ontology annotation, biological process: transmembrane transport. Gene Ontology annotation, molecular function: chloride transmembrane transporter activity; oxalate transmembrane transporter activity; bicarbonate transmembrane transporter activity.
UACAGAUUAGUCCAGCCCUUCCCUUCUCUCCUCUUCUCUUCUCUUUUUUUUUCUUCUUAUUUUUGUCAUGUAAAUUUAUACACACUAUUUCCACAAAUAUAUAUUAAAAAAAAACAAAAAGUUUCAAUUUGGCACACUAAACAAACAUUCAGUGUUCAAAUAAGUGCAAAGUCAAACUUUGACAGUGAUUUCAGAUGGACAGCGCUCAGCAAAAUGGCCUUCCUCACCACAGGCAGAAUUAUCUGACAGUCGUCCUGGACGAAGCACAGCUGGACGUCCUUGGGCAGCGGGUGGGAAAGCGGUCCCUGUCAUUUUUGGAGAGAGCCAAGGCACAGUGUUGGUGUUCUGGUCCCAGAGUAAAGAGCCUCCUGCUGCAGUUUUUCCCUAUCCUGUCAUGGCUUCCUCACUACUCCAUCAGAGAAAACGCUCUUGGAGAUCUGAUCUCUGGGCUCAGUGUUGGGAUUAUCCAGUUGCCACAAGGUAUGGCCAAUGCUAUGUUGGUAGGAGUUCCUCCAGUGUUUGGUCUGUACACGUCUUUCUAUCCUCUGAUCAUCUACUUCAUCUUCGGCACUUCAAAACACCUCUCCAUUGGUACUUUUGCCGUCCUGGCCAUCAUGAUUGGGUCUGUGACAGCCAACGUGGAGUUGCUUAGCAACGGUGAUGAAGGGAGUCAGAAUGGUUUGGAAGCAGCUAAAGUGAACGUGGCAGUGCAGCUCACCUGCCUUUGUGGCCUCAUACAGCUCCUGCUAUACGUGCUGCUGGGAGGUGGUGUGUGUCGCUGGCUGUCCGAUCCUGUAAUCAGAGGCUACACCACAGCGGCAGCUCUUCACGUGAUCGUCCUGCAGCUUCCACUGAUGACUGGAAUACCUGCACAGAGAUAUAGUGGACUGCUGGCUUCAGCUUGGACUUUAAAGGACGUUGUGUUUGGAGUGACCAGUGUUGUACCGGGAACUCUGUCAGUGUCCUCGGUCUCUCUGGUGAUACUCAUCGGGGGCAAGAUGCUGAAUGAGCGCUUUAAGAACAAGAUGCCUGUCGUCAUACCGUGGGAGCUCAUACUGAUCGUCCUGGGCACCGUCCUGUCGGUGCAGAUGGAGCUGGCUGGAUUGCACCGAGUCCAAGUGGUGGGACACAUACCCAGUGGCUUGUCUCCCCCGGUCCUUCCCUCUCUUUCUCAGUUCAGAGAGCUGCUCAUCCCAGCUCUGUCCACAGCUUUGGUUGGCUUCAGUUUCCUCUCAGCCAUGGGCUCAAUGUUCGCCCAGAAACAUGGCUACCGGGUGGACCCCAGUCAGGACCUGCUGGCUCUGGGUUUGUGUAACACCAUAGGAGGAAUGUUCCAGUGUUUUGCCGUCAGCUGCUCCUUUUCUCGUAGCAUGGUCCAGGACGGUAUUGGUGUCAAAUCACAGAUGGCAGGUUUAGUGUCAGCUCUGAUGAUCCUGACCAUCUUGUUGGAGAUCGGUCAUCUCUUUGAGCAGCUGCCAAAGGCCGUGCUGGCAGUCAUCAUCGUGGUGAACCUGCAGGGGAUGUUGGCUCAGGUCAAAGAUGUGUGUCUGCUCUGGAAGUCUGACAGGUUAGACCUGCUGGUGUGGGUGGCCUCACUGAUUUCCACUCUGAUCUUUAACCUGGAUCUUGGCCUGGCCGUGGCCGUCAUCUUCUCACUGCUCACACUCAUCUACAGGACGCAACACUCCUCCACUGUUGUUUUGGGUCGUAUUCCUGGUACGGACUGUUACAGAGAUGUAGGACUCUUCCUUGAGGCUAAGCCAAUCCCUGGGGUGACUAUACUCUCAUGUUCCAGCCCAGUUUACUUUGCCAACUCUGACCUGGUGUUCACAAAGAUGAGACAGACUGUGACUCACUGCCAGAACGAAAACCCAGUUGGACUCCAUGCCGCUGCUGCUUCUUCCCUUUCUCCCCCUUCAACCCAGACACACACUCAUUGCUUGGUCCUGGAUCUCAGCUCAGUUACGUUCGUGGACUCUGUGGCCAUGUCGGCACUUUGCAAGGUUGUGGAAGACUUGGACGUCCAGGGUGUCCGUGUAUUUCUGGCGGCGUGCCCAGAGAGAGUUUUAUCCCAGCUCCAGAGAUGCACACCAGACAGCCUCCCCAGCUCCUGCUUCUUCCCAUCUGUCCAUCACGCCGUCCAGCACUGUCUCAGCACCCUGCCCAGGGCUCUGGAGGAAAUCAGUUUGGACGCAAGCGACUGUUGAAGCUACGACGGGACGUCUGCGUUUGAAUGUAAAUUGCAGGAAAGCAAACUCGGUAGGAAGCGAACCCCUGAGGUGAACCGAGAAAUCACAGCUUCAUUUUUUUUUUUAAAUUAUUUUGUAGAAAGAAAGAAAGCCAUUAACACGUUUCAUGGUGUGCGAGUGUGUGUUCCCGACUGUAGUUUUUUUUUCUCUCUCACACAUUUCAACACAAUAAAUGUAAUUGUUCUUCAGUUUGCACCAUUGUCGACUGUUCUCUCAUGAAGUAUUUCAGAUAGGAUUCAGAACAUAACUGAGCAGAGAAUAGUUUUUGCCUGCUCAGUGCACGUCUGCUGCAACACCACAGCGACUGAUCUUACAUGUCCCAGUUAUUCUGAACAUUUUUCAGGAAAUCCAUGGUUCCAGUUACUUUAAAUGAAAGAUAUUGAAGGUAUUCCUGUGACUGUCCAUCAUCCAGGUCAUAAUAUUAUUUUCAGACCAGCUGAAACAAGAGAAAUUGGACUUUGAACUUUCCUGAAGACGUUUAAUCCGAGUAGCUUCUUCUGUUCUAAAAGACUGGUGUUGAGUUGGGGAUAAAUCACGUUGUGGAAACAAAACCUUCCAUUCAAAAACUCAUGGUUCAACACAGGAGAGCCAGCUGUUCAGGAUUUGCCUGUCCACCUACACAAGAAGGACAAAGGACACUCCUUUGAGGGGAACAACGUAGUCACUUUAUCCAGAGAAGACAGAUGCUUUGAAAGCGGAGUAAAGGAAGUCAUCUUUGCCAAAAACAAAAAA